AUGUCCAAAAAUGGCAUCUCCGUAGAUCCAUCCAAAGUUGAGGCUAUUCUAAGUUGGGAAAGGCCGAAGAAUGUUACAGAAAUUCGAAGUUUCCUCGGACUAGCAGGGUACUACCGUCGUUUUGUAGAAAAUUUCUCCCGGAUUGCAAUGCCAUUAAUACAACUGACAAGAAAAUGGGUCAAGUAUGAGUGGAUUAAGAAAUGUGAAAUAGCAUUUCAAGAGCUAGGAUGGCUGGAGUAUCUUGAAGAUUACGACUUUGCGCUUCAUCACCAUCCAAGAAAGGCCAAUGUGGUUGCCGAUGCUCUAAGCCGAAAACGCCAAGCUAUAACUUACAAUUAUGCCAUCCAAGCGUGGAGGACAUGCAGCGUUUUAGAAGAGUACAAUCUACAAUUAGGCGAAAGGAAUGAGAAAGCUUAUGCAUUUUCUUUGGUAGCUCGACCCACACUACUUCAACAUGUCAUUGAGGCACAACGACAAGAUAUGGAGUUGGAGGCUAUUCGAAAACAAAUUUUCAGCAAUAAUGAUAUGCUGGAAUGGUCCUUGUUCACCGACGGAGGUUUACGUUUCAAGCAACGUCUCAUGGUACCAAAUGAGCCUAACAUUAGAAAAUAA
This is a messenger RNA of Cornus florida, 612 nucleotides long. RefSeq lists its product as uncharacterized. The record is from RefSeq and is a predicted model, not a curated record. The transcript is spliced from 2 exons. The coding region runs from base 1 to 612 and encodes 203 amino acids. Lineage: Eukaryota; Viridiplantae; Streptophyta; Magnoliopsida; Cornales; Cornaceae.